This is a messenger RNA of Microthlaspi erraticum, 1626 nucleotides long. Lineage: Eukaryota; Viridiplantae; Streptophyta; Magnoliopsida; Brassicales; Brassicaceae. The record is from the annotation of a GenBank genome assembly.
AUGGGUGCUUCAUCUUCGACGGAUAACAAAGAGUCACCGGAAAAGCGAGAAAUCGAAAGCCUUGCCGCUUCCACCGGAGCUCUCCCUUUACUUCAACGCUCUUUCUCCAAUCUCGCAGAUUCUCAAUCCAACACUGUUUCUUUUCAAUCCUUCAAGCAAAGUUUCUGCUUGAGCUACAACACAACUACUUCCGAAGGAAACCAGAAAAUCCCAGAUUCAUUUCCCAAAUUAUUGGAGCAAUUAGGAUCAUCUUUAGUAGAUUUGUUCUUCGUACCUGAGAAAGGAGGAGGAUUGAGCUGGGUCGAAUUCGCUAAAGGCUAUGUCAAAUGCUGCGGAAGAAUGUCAGCUUCAAUGUCAUUCAACACUCUGUUGAGACUCUUCCACGUCACAUCCCAAAACGCAGGCAUUUCUUCGAAGCUAGAGUUCGAAUCUGACGAAUCCGAUUGCAAGAUCAACGGCUCGAUUUCGGCGACGGAGCUGCUUACGUUUCUGUGGAUGUGUUGGACGAUGUCUUGGGAUGGUCGAGCCACAAAGUCUGAGAAUGAAUUGUUUCUUCCGGAGAUUAGUCAUUUGAUUCUCUCAGCGAUUGUUUCUUGCACUGAAUCUGGAGAGAGCUUAGAUGUUUGGGACUCUUCUGCUGAUGUUCUCGGAUUAGAGCUUGAGAUUCCUAUUGGAAAGUUUCUUACUUGGGCUGUGACAACGAUUCCUAGCGUCACUGAGUGUCUUGGUCACUUUUGUAACUCGAGACUUCAACAUUCUUUGAGUGUAGAGGAUGGAUCUGGACCUUCAAAUUCAGCUGAUUCUGCGUCCAAGACAUCUGAAAACGUACUUCUAACAUGUGGAAGAGCAUGGGCGAUUUCGUUGGCGUGCAAAAACACAAUCAGCGAGGAGAUUUUGAGCUCUUGUUUUCCGGGGAAUAGCGAUGAAACCAAUGAACAUCUUCUGUACCGCUCAAAAUAUCACGGGAAAGGCAUGAAUAGACUGUGGUCUAACGUUCAAGGGUAUCAUGCUCCAGUACUUGUGAUGGUUUCUGUGAUCUCUGCGAAAGACUACGAGGGAAGUUCAACCGAGAAGAAGUGGGUCAUUGGUGCGAUCUUGCAGCAAGGUUUUGAGAACAAGGAUACAUUUUAUGGAAGCUCUGGAACUUUGUUCUCUAUUAGUCCAGUCUUCCACGCAUUCUCAUCUUCAGGCAAAGAGAAGAACUUUGCGUAUAGCCAUCUGCAUCCUUCUGGUAGAGUCUAUGACGCAAACCCAAAGCCUGUUGGGAUUGGAUUCGGUGGAACACUAGGAAACGAGAGAAUAUUCAUGGAUGAAGACUUUUCUAAGAUCACAUUCCGUCAUCAUGCAGUUGAUAAAACUUACCAGCCAGGCUCUCUUUUCCCAAACCAGGGUUAUUUACAAGCAGAGGCUUUGGUGUUAGAUGUUGAAGCAUGGGCAUUAGGUGGCAAAAAGGCCAAAGAUGUUCAAGACGCAUACAAGAAGAGAGAAGAGCUUUUCACUGACCAACGUCGAAAGAUCGACUUGAAGACGUUUACGAAUUGGGAGGAUUCACCUGAGAAAAUGAUGAUGGACAUGAUGGGUAAUCCUAAUGCUCCUAGUGCUAGAAAGGAAGAGAGAGGUAAAUGA